Strongylus vulgaris is the source of this 504-nucleotide messenger RNA. The record is from the annotation of a GenBank genome assembly. Lineage: Eukaryota; Metazoa; Nematoda; Chromadorea; Rhabditida; Strongylidae.
AUGUAUAGACUCAGUCCGGACGAUAUGGCUUUGCUACCGUAUUCAAGUGGUACUACAGGCUCCCCCAAAGGUGUCAUCCUCACACAUAGAAAUUUUGCAACUAUGCUCGAUAUCAUAAAUCGACAUUUUGAUGACAACGUCGUCUCGAAGCUUGGUGACUCCUCUUGGGACUAUCACGAUGAAAACAUGUUGUUGAUGUUGCCGUUUUACCAUAUCUACGGUUUCGGUCUUAUGAACCAAACACUUAUCAAAGGAACCACUGGAAUAAUUUUCUCCAAGUUUGAACCUACGUUAUUUCUAAGAGCGAUUCAAACAUAUCGGCCAAAGAUGCUUAUGCUUGUGCCACCAAUUCUGUUGCUUUUGACGAAACAUCCUUCCACACUAAACUAUGACCUCUCCUCCAUCCAAAUGGUUCUUACCGGUGCUGCACCUGCUGGAAAGGAUCUAUGUGACGAGUUUCUCAAUAAGUAUAAGCAAGUACGAUAUUUAGCACAAGGUACAUGA